GACAUUUCCUCUCAAGUAAUGGAGUCUCGACAAAUCGACGCUACUUCUGACAGUGCUUGAGAAAUACAUCAGGUUAAUUUCCUCCUGGUUCAUAGAAGGAUCUGAACAACCUCUGAAACAAGAUGCCGGUGGCCGUCGGACCUUACGGACAAGCGCAGCCAAGCUGCGUUGACAGAGUGAAAAUGGGGUUUAUGAUGGGCUUCGCUGUUGGAAUGGCAGCGGGGGCCAUGUUCGGAACCUUCUCCUGCUUAAGGAUUGGAAUGAGAGGAAGAGAACUGAUGGGGGGCGUUGGGAAGACCAUGAUGCAGAGUGGGGGCACAUUCGGCACAUUCAUGGCAAUUGGAAUGGGAAUCCGCUGCUAGAGGAAACCCCUCCGACACGGUCACAUCAUGCAGGACUCUUCAAAAUAAUUUUUUACCUUUUUCCCGAUGCCACCCUGAUAGUAAAUACAAAGAUGCUGGAGGAAUACACACUGAAUAAAGACUGUGAUUUAAAACA
This is a messenger RNA of Alosa alosa (allis shad), 498 nucleotides long. RefSeq names its product reactive oxygen species modulator 1 (gene romo1). The record is from RefSeq and is a predicted model, not a curated record. Gene Ontology annotation, cellular component: TIM23 mitochondrial import inner membrane translocase complex. Gene Ontology annotation, biological process: protein insertion into mitochondrial inner membrane; protein import into mitochondrial matrix. The transcript has 3 exons. Bases 123 to 362 code for a protein of 79 amino acids. NCBI's taxonomy places the organism in Eukaryota, Metazoa, Chordata, Actinopteri, Clupeiformes, Clupeidae.